AUGGAGAACGGGGGAAUUGUUGUGGAACGCCAAAAAGAGCCCUUAUAUUCUUGGUGCAUAGCAUUUGCAUGCUUUUGGCUUAGCUUUUUGACUGUGGGAUUGCACAGAUCUGCGGGCAUUAUUUAUGUUUCUGUUGUUCAAGUGUUCGAUAUUAGCCGGGAGCAAGCAAUAUGGCCUUUAAGUUUAUGUGGAUCACUGAUGUGUUUAUUAGGUCCUUUAGCUGGAUUCCUCACGCAUUACUUCUCUAUACGAAGCAUCUUAGUUAGCGGAGUUAUAAUUUCUGCUGUUGCUAUUGCAGCCUGCUUUUUCACGCCAUCUCUAAUUUAUCUCAUUAUAUUUUUUGGAUUGUUCAGAGGAAUUGGCAAUGGUCUAGUUGUCACCCUCAAUCCAGUCCUCAUUCAUCAGCAUUUCAAACAUCACAAAGCGACUGCAACAGGAAUCGCUUACGCUGGCGCAUCUGUGGGAUCCUUUGCACUGCCACCACUCAUCGAAUACCUUUUGGGUGCCUAUGGCUUCAAGGGCAGCUUCUUGCUAUUGGGUGCCAUCAUCCUCAACGGUCUCAUCCCAGCAUUCAUGGCACGCUCGCCAAAGCCAGCUUCAUCCGUGGCACCUGCGCCAAACAAGAAAAGUAUCUACGGGAAACUGGCAUUCCUGGAGCCGAAAACAACCAACGGUGUUAACGGCUGUCAAUCUGAAAACAUGGCAGCGGAUGAAGUUCCUCUGAAUGAGCCUCUGGUUGUAAAAAAUGACGCUACAGGUGACAUUUCAAAGCAUCAGAUCAUAAUGAUGCCUGGUUUAGCCGACAGAGAUGAAGUUGGACAAAACGGAUCAAAUGGAUGUCAUCAGAAUGGAGAAUACAAACUUCUGCCAACAUCUACUAACGGCGAAACUCCGUCUGCAUCCCGUUGUCCUGUAUUGGGUACCUCCGCUCCAAUUACCCUCUUCCAGAAGAUAAAGCAACGAGAAGAUGGUGUCUUUGGCCAAUUUCGACACACAGCCCAGAUCCUUACCCACCCUGUUUAUCUGGCAAUCUGCAUUACAUUCGGUUGCAAUGUAGUCAAUUUCAUCGCUUACCUGACUGUCAUAGUUGAUUUUGCAAGAGACAGAGGUCUGGCGGAAACGGACGCUGUCUUUUUAGUGUCUGCUUUCUCUGUUGGAGAUCUUUUUGGAGCUGUGUGCUUGGGAUGGGUGUCUGAUUUUAAGUGCCUCAAGAGAAAGUACACUGUGAUGUUGUGUUUUGCCGCCAUGGGAAGUCUGCUGUUAGUUUUGCCAAUGUGUCAGACACAUGCCAUGUUUUUGACAGUUUCCGUUUGCAUGGGUAUUUUCAACGGAUGCGUCAUGACCAACGUUCCUGUGGUAAUGAGAGACUAUUUAGGAUUGGAGAGACUAGCAGUAGCUGUUGGACUUGGUCAUUUCUUUGUUGGAGUUGGUCAACUACUGUUUCCUAUGUUAAUAGGUUACUUUCGAGAUAAUGUUGGCUCAUACGACCAUGUCUUUACCACCCUCGGAAUCAUGUGCCUUGUGUGUUCCUUGCUGUGGAUUCUUGAACCACUCUUCAGGAAACUGAAGCCUUGA
Molecule: messenger RNA, 1575 nt
Organism: Uloborus diversus
Lineage: Eukaryota; Metazoa; Arthropoda; Arachnida; Araneae; Uloboridae
Product: monocarboxylate transporter 9-like
Exons: 5
Coding region: 1-1575 (524 amino acids)
Biological process (GO): transmembrane transport
Molecular function (GO): monocarboxylic acid transmembrane transporter activity
Source: RefSeq, a predicted model, not a curated record